Eriocheir sinensis (Chinese mitten crab) is the source of this 2728-nucleotide messenger RNA. Its product is annotated as D-amino-acid oxidase-like. The transcript is spliced from 8 exons. Lineage: Eukaryota; Metazoa; Arthropoda; Malacostraca; Decapoda; Varunidae. The record is from RefSeq and is a predicted model, not a curated record. Gene Ontology annotation, molecular function: FAD binding; D-amino-acid oxidase activity. Bases 350 to 1375 code for a protein of 341 amino acids.
CAAAUCCCAUUAUAUAUUGCCUGGGGGUUGGGAUAUCAUGUUCCUCCCUUCUCCUUUCCUGUGUACUUUUGCAACAAUAAACCAGCAAUCAAUAGGGUACAGGUGAAACUUGCUACGAUUUCCGCAAACUAUAAAAUCCUACGGUAAGAUCACGUAACAAACAUCUACGGUCCGAACCCUCUAGGCACAGUGCAUUGGCCGUUGUCAAGGUUGCCUAUAUAUAGAGGAGGGACCCAGCGCAGCAAGGCCACACGUUUAGUAGCGCGGGUACUUGGCGUCAGGGUCUGCCACAGCGGGUCUUGUUACUAGGUUGGCGAGUGGCACAGAGGCGAGGUGCACAAUUCGUGCGAUGGGUGAGCGCGGUGCAGGGGUGCGGGUGGCGGUAGUGGGCGCAGGCGUGGUGGGGCUGACCACCGCCACGCUGCUGCAGGAGGCGCUGCCGGGGGCCUCCGUCACCGCCCUGGCCGACAAGUUUGGUCAGGAGACGACCAGCGACGGGGCGGCGGGCAUCUUCCGCCCUUACCGCCACUUUCGCGGGGCACACGAAGACGACGCGAGGCGGUGGUUGUCAGACUCCUACGCUUACUACAAAAGAAUCAUUGAGUCGGAGGAUGCAGUCGAGGCCGGGGUCAAGCAAAUCUCAGGGUACCAUUUCUCCUCCAAACACCCGGACAUCGUUACGCACGCCUUACUCAAGACGCACCUGGAGGAGUGUCGUCCCUGCACGGAGGGAGAGCUACGGCUGCACGGCUACAAGUACGGCUACUUCAACACCACCGUGCUGGCCGAGUGCCGCUCCUUCCUGCCCUACCUCACCCGCAGGUUCACGGCGCGCGGCGGAAGGUUCGAGCGGCGCCGCCUGGCCAGUCUGGAGGAACUCGUGGGCCACUACGACGUCGCGUGCAACUGUUCCGGGUCCGGCGCCAAGGAGCUCUGCCAGGACGUCACCGUGGCGCCCAUCAGGGGACAGCUCUUCAAGGUGAAGGCGCCGUGGAUCAAAAACUUCUACUACAUUGAGGACGAGACAUACAUCAUCCCAGGCUUUGAGGCGGUCACGCUGGGCAGCACCAUGACCUUCGACAACCACGACCCCGAGGUGAACAAGUACGACUCACAGAGGAUAUGGGACAAGUGUGUGGCGGCGCUGCCCUCGCUGAAGGACGCUGAGGUGCUGCGGGAGUGGGUCGGGUGGCGCCCCUACCGGCCUUGUAUCAGGGUGCAGAAGGAGACCAUCACCUUCCCCAGCGGCAACACCCUUAAGGUGGUGCACAACUAUGGCCAUGGUGGGAAUGGGGUCAUGAGCGCCCCGGGCACCUCCAUGCACGCUGUCACCCUACUGCUGGAGAUGCUGACAGGGCACCAAUCCAAGUUAUAACCUCUUCCUGUUGUACUACUACUACUACAGUGAUGCAAAUCAAUGAUUUUUGAUAGUGUAUGUAAAUGGGAAAAGCUGAAAGUAAAUGUCAACAAAAGUAAAGUGAUGGUUUGUGAGCAGAGUAGAAGUGAGGUUGUGGAUUUUGUAUGCCCAUAUAUAGUGAGAAAUGAAUGUGAAAAAGAAUGCAAAAUAAUUUUGAAUGGUGAAGAAAUGGAGGAGGUUAAUGAGUUUAAGUACUUCGGAUCAGUUAUGUGUAAGCAUGGUGGUACAGAAGGAGAGACAAGAGAAAGGGCAUUGUAAGGAAGAAAGGUGGUAGGGUCUUUGGGACGAAUCAUGAAUGGCAGAAGUGUGAGCAUGGAUUGAGGUAAAGAGGGAUUUGAUUAAUAUAGCAAUAGUACCAACCCUCACAUAUGCAACCGAAACAUGGGCCUCGAAUGAAAGUCAGAAGUCUAGAGUGCAGGCAGUGGAAAUGAGUUAUUUGAGGAGUGCAUGUGGAGUGAGUAGAAUGGAUGGAAUGAGUAACGAAAGUGUGUAUGACCGUUUUGGAAUGUGUCACAUGGGUGAAGGGAAGAAGUGUGGAGUGGUGGAAGACGUGAAGCGACAGACUUUAAAGUGGUUUGGCCAAAUGGAGCGAAUGCAGGAGAGUAAGAUGACCAGGAGGGUGUAUAUGAGUGAGAUAGAGGGAGGGAAUGUUAGAGGACAACCUCCAGUGAAAUGGAGAGAUAGGGUGCAGGAGUAUGUCAGGGAGAGGGGUGAAAGAUCCUUCAAGAAACUUUGAGCAGGUAAGGAGGGAGUGUCUGGAUAGAGAGAUGGAAACUUUUCUGCUGUGGCCAUCCCCUGGUAGGAGUUCCUAGGAGCAGGCAUCAAAGAUGAAUGAAUGAAUAAAUGAUGCAAAUCAUUUUUACUGUUCCUGCAUAUGAUUCCUGCUAGACUGAAACUAAUUGUUGGGAGCUUGACUUUUGGUGACUUGUGACUUCAAGUUUGUCUGUCACUCAAUAGCUCUGGUGCCCUGUUCCUGCAAUGACCUCCUUCCAAGGGGCUGGGCACAGGGAGCCUCCAGUUCUCUGUUUAUACAUUCCUUUUUUGCAACAUCAGCACCUCAUCUCCCACCUCUCUCUCAUGUAUUCCUCAAAUACGAAAUAAAAAUGUACGUAAACGCUUUUAGUAGCCAGUCUUAAAUUAUUUUUUUUCUGGUAAAAAUGUAUUUAAGAAAUAAUAUAGUAUGCCUGUACUUUCAUUGACUUGUAGCAAUUGCCCCGGGGUUGGCGUCAUGGGGUUAAUGAGGUGACGUGCCUCCCUGCAUUUGUGUUGACAAAAAUCAAACAAUACUACUUCUUAUUAACUUCAUGCUCA